Neospora caninum is the source of this 7191-nucleotide messenger RNA. RefSeq lists its product as uncharacterized. The transcript is spliced from 9 exons. Lineage: Eukaryota; Apicomplexa; Conoidasida; Eucoccidiorida; Sarcocystidae. Gene Ontology annotation, biological process: regulation of DNA-templated transcription. The record is from RefSeq and is a predicted model, not a curated record. Gene Ontology annotation, molecular function: DNA-binding transcription factor activity. The coding region runs from base 1 to 7191 and encodes 2396 amino acids.
AUGGACCCUGGAAAGGAUUCGAAGGACAGCGCUGGGCGCGUUACGCCAGCAGAGAGUGGUAAGGACGCGGGACCAGGCGAACCUGCAGGGGUGGUCGACGACAAAGGCAGCGGCGACGCCUGUGAUUUCGACGGUCCGACGUCGUCGAAAGAGUCUCAGGACGCAUCGCAGAGCCAGGAAAACGGCGGAGCCUCCAGGGAUUCCCGGAGCUGCUCACCCUCUCGCGAUGAAACGCAGCCAAGCGGGGAGGGCGGAGACUCCGGCGCCAGCUGGGGCAAGUCUGCCGGACAGGAACGACCGACUCACAAGAGGCGACUAGAGCACGCCUCCGAUGAGGAUACGGGGGUGGCGAGCUCCUGCGGCGACGAGGAAAGGAUGGACGGUGUCUCUCGGAAGAAGGCUGCGUAUUCUUGCCGUUCGGACUCGCCUUUGCGUUUACGUGAGCGGCGCACGGCGUCCGACAGUUCAGAAGAGGAAAUGGCGAGAACGGCAAGUGGGGACGCAGUCGGUUCUUCCCUUCCCGGAAGAUCCUCUCGGCCCCUAAAUGCUGCGGAUCUUUUAGCUGUGUCAUCGAGCAGUCGCUUGCCAGCGCUGCUCUCCAGAGAAAGAACAGACGACAAGGAUUUCAUCAGGGACGCGCAUGCGCUGUCGCCAGCAGACAGCCGUGGGGAGUCUUUCGGGAUGGCCUCUUUUUCUUCUUCGCAUCCACCGGCUCAAUCGGACUACCACCGCGCAAAGCAGUUGUGGAAUCUGGAGAAGGCCUUCGACGCCUUCUGGGCGGAACAGAAAAUGAAUGGUCGCCGCCAGGGAUGCAGUGUGCCGUAUGCAGGCCGUAGUCAUCCUGCAGGUGCCUGUACAACAGAGCGCAGCGAUGCGGCCUGUUCGUCCCCCCCAGACCUCUCGCGAGCAGAACUGGAGGAACUGUGUCGCCAGCACGGCGUGUCUCCUCGUGAGCUUGGGCGCAUCUUGGGGGGGAUGCGAAGCAUCUCGGGGAAGUCGCCAGAAGACUUGAAAGCUGCCUCCUGGACGCGCCAGCGUUUCCCGCCGUCUGCCUUCGCACCUCCGAACCUGUCACCGACUGAAGUUGGGGUGUAUCUCCAGCAACGAGCAGCCCUCGAUCACCACAAGAGACUGCGGGAGCGGUGGGGACUCGACGCUGGACCCGUAGGGUCUCAGGUGUUUGGCGAGAAUGGCGAGAGACACGAGCGUCUGACACAGGCAGAGGAUUUUCUUAGCUCGCAGCGAGACGCUGCAGGAAGGGAGGCGUACCAGCUGUGGUACAGGAGCCGAGGCGCCAGAGACUUCAGAGACGACCUUCGCACCGGUUUAGCGGCCCGGGAAGCCUCAUCUUCGCGACGUGGCGACUACGCUGCAUCCUCUCGUUAUUCGCUGCCCGCCCACCGGACGGCCUGGCCGUCGGCUGACUCCAAGCAGGCCAGCGGAUCUCCACCCUCGAAACUCAAUUCCUCGCUUCCGGGUCUCUGGAAUGUGCCACACAAGCCCCAACCGUACACGUACGCAGACGUGCAAGAAGCGAUGGAGGGUCCGGAAGGUGUCUUGCGUGUCUCGAGGCCGCACAAGGAGUUGCAAAGUGAAGAGGCGGAGGAUGAGGACGGCCGGGCGUUUGCGUCGCUUCCGAAAGGUGCAGAAACUCUCUUCUGGUCGAGAGGCAGGGGCCUCUAUUUCCUGCGCCAGCUGGAGAGAAAGAGGGGCGGGGAAGACGACCUCGUAGGCGAGGCUGGCUUCUGGGUCGCCGCCAGCGAGGAGGAAUCCGGAGGCUUCAUCAUCCACCGGAAGUUUAGCGUCGCCAAGUUCGGAUUCGAACACGCAAAAAUGCUCGCCCUUCGCUGGUACAACGAGCGCCAGGAGGCUCGGCGUGGACAACAGGGACUUGCCAUCAGCGACCAAGCAAAACCGGAGGGAAUGCCAAGUGACCGGGCCAUGUCGCGCGAAGGCAAUGUGGACGCCUCUCGAUUUAGGUCGUCGCUCUCUGGAGAGCCGAGCGACAAGCCGCAUGCAGAAGACCGGAAAAGGAUCCCCGGCUCACUGGCAACGGAGAAUCCGCGUCAAAAGUCGCGAAUCAUGGACACCUCCUGUCCGGUUCCAGGCGUGCGCUAUGAUUCUCGAGAUCGCGCUUGGCUAGCCACUUGGCAUGAUGGGGUUCGCCAGUACAAGCGGUGCUUCAGCAUCAAAAAGUACGGUUUCGCGAAAGCGAAGGAGUGUGCGAUUCGCAUGAAGAUGAGUUUGAACGCACAGACCGGUGGGUCACCGUCUGGUGCUCGAUCUUCCGGCGCGUUCUCCGCUCCGUUUCGUGGCGCUGCGCAGGAGCCUGCUCGCGACACUUUUUCUGUCCCGGCCGACUGGGCCAGGGCGCGUUCCGCAGGUUCUAUGGGCGCCUUCUCGUCCACCGUUUCAGAAGACCGCGAGGCCAACUUUGCACGCGACGAGGAACUUGCCAGCAGACGCAGUUCGCUGUCGGACUGUUUGUCGCUUCUGCGAAGUGUGCGCGGCGAGAGUCGGUCAGUUGUGGGCCCCGCCCACGAGGAAGAGCGUAGAGAGGAGAGCGGGAAGACGCAGGCAUACCGCGGUCUUGUCGAGAGCUUGCUUGCGAACCUGUCGCCAGGCAGUGACGGCGGUCGCGGAUCUCCUCCGUCCGGGAACCUCAGCGCAUGCAAACGGUUUCAGGAUCUUCACUCGAGACAGCCGCAUAGCGUACACCCCAGCAGCUCGGCCGCGCCGGUGUCUAUACACCCCGCGCCAACGCAGGACGCGGGGACAUCGCUGGACCGCGCGGGAGGUCGUGGAGGCGACGGAGUCCCAGGCUUUCUCGCAGCUUCCACGGCGUCGCGACGAGGCGGUAGGGAAGCCGAGAGAGGCGAAAAGAGCGCGUUUGAAUCGAGUCCCAACCCGUACUCAGAAGCUAGGAACGAGCGGCGCGGGCCUUCCCCCGCGUGUCGGGGUUUAGCGGCGUUGAGUGCGGACCUCGCCAGUCCGCAUGUCGCCGAAGAAGUCGAGGAGUUUCUGCGCUCCCUGUCGACUCACGCGCGGCAGGCGCUGCUGGAGUCGCUCCGUCGCGGGAGUUUUGGCGAAGAUGGAGAGCGCCUGGCCCUCUGGUCGGAUGCCUGCAAGGUCUUCGCCGCGCGUAGUCCCGAGUCUGCCUUCGAGGGGCGCGACGAACGGAGACAGGACGCGAAGGCAAGAGACGACGCGUCCGAUGCCGAAGAGAAACCCUUUCGCGAACGGGCUGCUGGCUUCGAGGAAACAACGCGCGUGAACGAGGCGGCUCGGUCGAGUGUCGCUGCGUUCGCCUGGGGCAGAAACGGUCGAGAGAUCCGGGAGACGGCCAGGAGCGAGGGUCCGAGAGGCAAAGAGCACUUCUGGAACUCCCCGUCGUCCUGCGAAACGCCAGCGUGGGAGCAGGAGAGCGGCGAGACACCCAAAGCAGGAGCUCUGACGCUCGAGGGUGGCCCAGCGCCCGUGGCGGGGCUUGGCGAGAAAGCUGGCGGCGAGGAACCCGAGAGGAGAUUCGACGCUGACGAGGCUCUGGACAGAGACGACGAGCUCGCAACUCCCGACGUACACGCCUUCACGCACCUCACAAGCAGAGAAUGGGAACUGCUCGACUACCUGGAGACCCUCGAUUUCGAGGCCGUCGACCUGGACGCAGUCAUGCCGCUCAUCAAUCAGGUUCCAAAGGUUAGAGGCGUUUGUUUUGAUCGGAAAGGACUGUACUGGAUCAGUCAGUGGCAUUCGCAACAGAAGAAACAUCGCGAGUGGUUUGGCGUCAAGCGCCUUGGGUUCCGCAAGGCGUGGGCACUCGCCGUGUGCGUCCGUCGCGAUGCCGAGAAGGUUGAAGACGAACCCAUCGACUACCCGCGAAUUCCGGACUACGAGGAGGUCUUGGGUGUGACGUACGCGCGCUGUGCAUCUGGUCGGUACUGGGUUGCGCACUACGCGCGACCGGCCUUGUCUCCACCCUCGCCCUCUGCCUGCCUGGGAUUCGUCGGCCGGAAACUGUUUCCGGUGUCGGAGUCGAGUUUCGAGGAGGCGCGCCGCCAAGCCGUGGCGCUGGUCUCGGCCUUUCCGCUGCCGCGCGCGUUCUUCUUCGACCCUGAGCGCCGCACAGCGCUCGCGUUCGAGUCCACGCGGGCGGGAGAAGGACAGCAGGCGAGCGAGAAGGGGACUGUGUCGAAACGACGUCUCUUCAAUGUCUUCACGUGGCUGAACGGCGGGGCCUCGUGGACAAACGUCCGGCGCUGGGCGCACUCGAAACGCAUGCAGCUGGCGGAGGACGAGUGGCCGCAGCAGUGUGUCGGCGUGGCGAGCGCGGGGAAGUUGACGGACAACUGCGGAGACCCAGAGAAAGAACGCGCGGAGCCCGAGCGAAUCUCAGGAAGCGACGACGUCAAGGGAGAAAGCCGAAACACGGGGCGACCAGGCUGGCUGGUGUCUUUGAGCGCCUCUCCGGCGACUGGCGAGACGGUGUCUUCGUCGUCGUAUCUCGGGUCUCAAAAGCCGUCUCCCCUCAUUCACGCCGAGCACGCGUUGACAAGGCGUGACGUUCUGGAAGAGCGCGAGACGGCGAGUCCGCCGGAAAGUGCGUGGUUCUGCGCGAAAGGCGACGAGAUGGGCCAAUCUGUGUCGCGGGCCGUGGACGCCUCGAGGGGAGGAAAGGCGAAAGAAGAGGAAGAGCCGGGCAUGGAGGGCGAGAGCCGGCAGGCGACCCUCGGGGCGGUUACACCGCAUGGAAGCGGUCUCGGCGUGGGGGCUUCUGCAUGCGACGAAGAAGGCAUGGAUGAGGCGCAGUCUCCGCUGGAUAUCGACUCCAUCGUGGCUGACGCCUACGAGAGCUUCUCGGAUGAAGACGCGGAAGGCGAAGGCGACGGCGCGAAAGCGAAGCGGAUUCGCUUGCCGAAAAUCGGCGGCGUCUACUACAAGCGUGACGGAAACUACAAAGCCUGGGCGGCUAGCUGGCAUAUCCAAGGCAAACGCACGCGGCGCUACUUCACUGUCAAAAAACACGGAUUCAGAAACGCGUACCUGAAAGCUGUUCGCGCACGUCGCGAGGCGGAGCGCCACGAGGGAAUCAGCGUCAAGCACCGCCACCACGCGCUCGUUCCUGGGCAACCAGGCAGUCUGCUGGGCACAAAAGCAGCGAUGGCCGAGGAAGCCAUGGGUUCUCUGACGGGCGACGACAGCCGGAUGCCCCGCGCCUCUGCGUCUCAAGCAACCGCUGCGUUCGCAGGUGACCGUGGGCCACGGGACAGGGCUCCAGGCCUGGAUCGCGCGAAGGCCGACGAGGAAGUCGAGAGGGGACUGACACUGGGAGCGAGUGAAGCGUUACGCGGAGAAAAGGCUGCCGACGGCCUCGCGCAGGUGGUGCGGCGAGACUGUGCAGUAGGCGGCGGUGUGGUUUUUUCGGGAAGUGAAAAGUUCGUGGCGCGCGAGGAAGGCGGGCAGCGCGGCGACGCGGCCGAAGCAGCGAGUCGGCAAGCGCGACAGGGAUGCAGUGGCGAGGACAGUCGCGGGGCGCCGUCGCGAAUUCCAGAGCGGGAAGUCCUGCUCUCCUCCAGUGAGGUGUCUGUACACCUCACGCCGCUGGAACGGGUUGCCAAAGCAAUCGACCUCGAUCUCGACGAGUUGACGGACAGAGUUUGGAAAGUCGCGCGCCGGGGCGAGGGUGGCAGCCGGCUCUUCCACAGAAGAACGGUGAGUCUGGAGGAAGACGAACUUACCGGCGACGAAGCGAGCUCGCGGAGCCCAGGCGCCCAAUCGAGCAAGGGCCAAGGUGUACCCCCGAAUCUCGAGUUUGCCAUGGCGAGGGAGACGCUUGACGUCCUGCUGUCCGACUUGUACAGCGUAGUCGUGAAGCUCAGCGGGGCUGGUCGCUGGGCGUCGCUCGCCACGCCUGCCGCGGCUGAGUCAGCGGAGCCGCUCGAGAGCGCGUGGACUCGGCGCGCGCGAGACGCGACGGAACGGCGGCCGCAGUCCGAGCGAGGCCGGGACGCGCGGCCUGGGACCGACGAGAUGGCGUAUCCCUCGUCGACGGCGCAGAUCGACGUCGUUCUGCAGGUGGUGGUCAUCAAGCACUACCUGGCGAAGGUGCGGGCGGCGACGCGAGGCGAGCAGAUCGCGCCUCUCUUGGCGCUCUUUGAGCCGUGCAUCAAGCAGGGGAUGAUGCCGCACCAGUGCUCGAUUCCGCGGCUCCGAUGGCUGGUCUGUCAACUGUGUCGCGCGUCGAUUCCGUGGCUGGACGAGAGGAACGUCCUCACCGACGCUCUGCUGUACAGACACCUGGAGGAGCUGGAGGCGGAGGACGAGAGUCAGGACGAAAUGGAUGCGCGCGCAGGCCAGAUCAUCUUCUCGGCGGGAUUUGACGAAGGGCGAUCUGGGGACGUGGAGACGCCGAGUGUGUUUACAGCAGGAGAGCCGCGACUCGUCGGGGGCUUCCGGACUGACUCAGGCGACGAGAGUGUUGUGGACAAGGACGAGACGAGCUUGGCGGCUUUGAUUUGUUUGCCGAAAAGCUGCGAGUGCGCAGAGAAACAGUCUGCGGACGGAGGAGAGGACCUCGGCAAGGACGGAGCAGCCGCGCUGGUGCGGUGCGAAUCCGGGGAGAAGACAGACGCGGAGCCGCAGUCGUUCCCCGCAACAGAGCUGGCGGCCACCAGCGUGAGCGAGUCGGAGGGGAAAGACGGGAGCUCCGAUGCGGAACGCCAGGGCGAGACAGAGGAGACGAAGCCAGACUUGCAAGAGUUCGGAAAGCGCCGCGAAGACGAGCGCGUCGCCACGCCGCGCACCUCCUCGGCGACCACGGCCAGUGGAGAUACCCCGGAGAAACCCAAGACGCGCGCGGGCGCGGGCGAAGCUUUGAGGCGCGGGAGUGAAAGCGGACCUGGGACGCCGGCUUUUCAGAAGGACGAAGAGGCGGGAAGCUCCGGGAUGAAGAAUGUGAAGGGCGAAGCCCUAGGGCCAGGCGGAACGAAGCAGACCGGCGAGCGACGCGGCCAGAGCUUCCCGUCGAGCGGCGGGGAUGUGCGUCGCUCGGGAACUGAAGAGACGCCGGAAAAAACAGUCAAGUGCGAACCAGAACCUUCAGAAGGCUGCAGCCGCCGCUCCUCCCGCUGCGGCACGCCUCGAGUGACAGCGGCUGCCUCGUGCCCGACCGUGGAGAGCGACGUGCCGGCCUAG